UUUGGUUAAUGAAAAAAGUAUUAAUAAAUUUAUCAUAUUACUAGGAAUAUCAAAUUUUAUGAAAAUUAAGCUUUCUUAACUAAAGCAAAAUAAUACAUUUUAUUUGACUUAUAAUUAGGAUUAGAUAAAUAUUUUUAUUUAUAAAAAGCUUUCAUCAUAUAGCUACUUUAGCUCAAGUUUUCCUUUUUAAAAUUUUAUCAUUCUAUUUUUUAUUUCCAAAACAAAUUUUUUGUUGCGGCUUUUUUUCCAUUCUUGCCUUAUUUUACUUGCUACCACUUUAGCAGUUACACUAAAAAUAAAAUAAAUUAAACCAAAAUAACCUCAUUCUUAUAAAUAUUAUUAAUCUUAACAAAAUGGUUGCAAAAAACGCUUUUUCCAGCGAAGUCGCUGAAACCCAAAAGAAGGAAAAAUCAAAUGUCCACAAGUACUGUGGAAAGGCCCUUGCAUUAACCCUCCUGUUAGUGAUCUUAGGAUUCAGCGCCAACGUGCCAACUUUUGAAAAUGCAAAAAACUGCGAAAAUGGUGUAGAAAAACAAGUUAGUGGAAAGAACGUAAGAAUUUUAUUUGGACAUUACGGAAGUGCUUCGUCAUUUGAUAGUGAAGAAAGCUUAGAGGAUUUAGACACGCAAUCUACUACUGUGGGGGAUGACGAUGCUGCUACUUUUUAUUCCAGUUAUGAAUCCCUCAGCCCAUCUGAGAGAGAAAAGUUAUUAAAAGAAGAUAACGAUGAUGAUGAUUAUGGUGAUGAUGAAUACGAUUUUGAUUUUUCAGAAUGUUUUUCCAAAGAGAAAUUUAACAAGCAGAACUUUAAAACUUUGAAGGACAAAUUCAGGGAGGCAAUGAAAAAACCAAAAUAUGUCUUUUGCGCUGCGACAUCUGCGGUAGUACUGAUGAAUUGCCCACAAGUGUUAUUUCCUAUUUUUGUUCUGUUAGCCAUUUUUGCAUCAGGAUUGGGCAUACAAUCAAAAUUCCUUAACAAAUAUAAAAAAAAAGAAACUGUAGUAUAG
Messenger RNA from Plasmodium vivax (malaria parasite P. vivax), 1007 nucleotides. RefSeq lists its product as hypothetical. Lineage: Eukaryota; Apicomplexa; Aconoidasida; Haemosporida; Plasmodiidae. The record is from RefSeq and is a predicted model, not a curated record. Bases 354 to 1007 code for a protein of 217 amino acids. The transcript is spliced from 2 exons.